GUGAGAGAGAGUGUGUGUCUGUGUCUUUGUGUGUGUGUGUGAGAGAGAGAGACGCCAUGAAUGCACCUGAUCGUUACGAGCGUUUCGUCGUUCCUGAAGGCACCAAGAAGGUCUCUUAUGAGAGGGACACCAAGAUCAUCAAUGCUGCUUCUUUCACCGUCGAAAGAGAGGACCACACCAUAGGCAACAUCCUUCGCAUGCAACUGCACAGAGACCCUAACGUGUUAUUCGCUGGAUACAAGCUUCCUCAUCCUCUUCAGUACAAAAUUCUUGUCAGGAUACACACCACUAGUCAGUCUUCGCCAAUGCAGGCAUAUAAUCAGUCUAUUAAUGAUCUGGACAGAGAACUUGAUCAUUUGAAGAAUGCCUUCGAGGCAUGUUGAAGUUUUCAAGGGACUAUUGAUUUACGGUCAAGAUGGAAGUUGUGUGGGUUAGAAGCCUUGGCAGAUACUGAGAUAGCAAGUGGCUCCUGCUAAAUGGAAUUUAAAUAGCAUGUUUAUAGUGUUUUAGCAAAUUGGUUAAAGAUGGUUGUGCUGGACUGAGGAAUUUUUACAGUUGUGAACAAUUUCAUAGUUAACAAAAAUGCAUUAACUGGAGGAUUUGCAUUAUAUCAAGCUAAUUAUGUUGGCAACUGUUGAGAUAUAUAAAACCAUUAAUGUAGCCUCACCCAACAGAUUAAGUUUUUGGGUUAAAUUGGUUCUUUACAUGGUAUCAGAGCC
Molecule: messenger RNA, 719 nt
Organism: Gastrolobium bilobum
Lineage: Eukaryota; Viridiplantae; Streptophyta; Magnoliopsida; Fabales; Fabaceae
Product: DNA-directed RNA polymerases II, IV and V subunit 11
Exons: 5
Coding region: 57-383 (108 amino acids)
Biological process (GO): transcription by RNA polymerase II
Cellular component (GO): RNA polymerase II, core complex
Molecular function (GO): DNA binding; protein dimerization activity
Source: RefSeq, a predicted model, not a curated record